Messenger RNA from Nicotiana tabacum (common tobacco), 1649 nucleotides. RefSeq names its product cyclin-D4-1. The record is from RefSeq and is a predicted model, not a curated record. NCBI's taxonomy places the organism in Eukaryota, Viridiplantae, Streptophyta, Magnoliopsida, Solanales, Solanaceae.
CACUGCUUCAUUUUCUCCUCUUUUAUUACCAUUUUUUCGUUGUCAUUUCUACUAGAAAUUCAUCUUUCUGUUUAUUUGCAAUGUCUCAUUAAACUAGAGAUCGAUUUACAUACAUUAAAUAUACUUGUUUUGAGGGUGAUAGUAUAUACAUAUAAUUAUAUAUAUACGCAUACGAUCUAUAAGGAAUUUAUUUCAAUGGCAGCCAGUAUGAAUUCUGCAAUUUCUAGUCUUCUUUGUGCUGAAGAUAACAAUAUCAUAUUUUGCAAUGACAAUAACGAUGAUGUUGGAAAAUGGUAUGUUAAGAAUAAUCAAAGCAGUCAAGAAAACCAUAGUUUUUUGGCUGUUAUGCAAUUACAGAGUGAAGAGUGUAUGGAUUUGAUGAUUGAGAAAGAGAAUCAACAUAUGCCUUGUGCUGAUUACCUUGACAAGUUGAGAAAUGGGAAGUUGGAUAUUGAGAUUAGAGAGCAGAUUCUUGAUUGGAUUGGCAAGGUUCAUUCACAUUUCAAUUUUGGGCCACUCUGUUUAUAUUUGUCUGUGAACUACCUUGAUAGGUUUCUUUCUGCCUAUGACUUACCUAAGGGAAAAGUAUGGAUGAUUCAGUUAUUGGCUAUAGCCUGUUUGUCUCUGGCAGCUAAAAUGGAAGAGACUAUAGUUCCUCUAUCUCUAGAUCUGCAGAUAAAGGAAGCAAGAUUUGUAUUUGAAGCAAGAACCAUACAAAGAAUGGAGCUUCUUAUAUUAAGCACAUUGAAAUGGAGAAUGCAUGCAAUCACUCCAUUCACAUUCAUUGAUUAUUUCAUUAGGAAGAUAAAUGGUGAUCAAAUUGCUUCAAGAUCUUUAAUCACUAAAGCAGUAAAAGUUAUAUUAAGAACACUGAAAGGAAUUCACUUCUUGGAAUUCAAGCACUCUGAGAUUGCAGCAGCAGUAGCAAUCUCUGUUGUGGUGAAAACUGAGACAGUUUGCCUUGAGAAAGCAAUAUCUGCUCUUGUGCAGCAAGUACAAAAGGAUAGAGUAAACAAGUGUAUUGAAUUGAUUCAAGAAUCAUCUUUGCUAAGUGAUUUUGAUAAAGGUUUUGUUCCUCAAAGUCCAAUUGGUGUGUUGGAUGCUACAUGCCUAAGUUACAAAACUGAUGAUUCAGGAGUUGAGUCAUGUACACCUAAUAGCCCAGAUACUAAGAGGAGAAAGAUGAAUAGAACCUAUGCAGUGGACAUAAAGGGAUGGAUAAAUGAGUGAAAGCCUUUUACCCCUUUCAAAUCCUUUGAUUUGAUGCAAUGAGAGUUAUGGUGUGAUACUUGAAAGUGCAUCCCCAAACAGAACUUAAAAAAAUAAUAAUAAGAUAAUAAUAUGGAGAAAAAUAAAAAUUUUGUGAGGAAGAGAUUGAAGUAGUUGGAUCGUUUUUGGAGGUUGAUACGCUCAAGAAUUUCAUGCCACAUUUUAUAAAAGUGGUAUUCAAGUCAACUUCACGUCAACAAGGCAUCUUUAUGCCAUUAGUAUGAGGGAACUCGGAGAAUGUUACCGAGUAAUAUCUUGAACAUGGGACUUUUUGAGAUUCCAUUCAAUCUAUACUUUUUAUAUCUUGUUUGAAGAGAUAACUAUAUUUAAAGUUUUAUAAAUAGAAAUAUACAAAAAAAAAAAUGUAUUAUUAUACGCAA